Messenger RNA from Rhododendron vialii, 2886 nucleotides. Its product is annotated as disease resistance protein RGA2-like. The record is from RefSeq and is a predicted model, not a curated record. The transcript has 2 exons. Gene Ontology annotation, molecular function: ADP binding. Bases 16 to 2631 code for a protein of 871 amino acids. NCBI's taxonomy places the organism in Eukaryota, Viridiplantae, Streptophyta, Magnoliopsida, Ericales, Ericaceae. Gene Ontology annotation, biological process: defense response to other organism.
AAUUCGAAGGGCUAGAUGGGAAGUGAAAAUACGAGCGAAAGGCAAAAGUUAUCUUCCACAUCCCUAGUAGCCAGGGAAAAUAUGGCAGAAAAAAUUGUAGUCGAUAUUGCAGGAAGAAUUUUGCUGACUUUGGGGUCCGAUGCAAUUCAACAGUUUGGAUUAGCAUGGGGUUUCAAAGAGGAGCUGAAAAAGAUGGAGGGCGUGGUCUCCACCAUAACCAAUGCUCUUUUGGAUGCACAAGAGCAGCGGAUGAGCAACCGUGUUGUGAAAGGGUGGUUACAAAGGCUCAAACUCAUACUUUAUGAUGCUGAUGACUUGUUUGAUGAGGUUGCAACUGAGACUAGGAGAAGGGAAGUGGAAACUCGUAACAGCUGGGUGAGAAAGGUACGCUACUUCUUUAAAAGCUCAAAUCCACUUGUAUUUCAUUAUGUCAUGGGUUGCAAGUUGAAUAAUAUAGAGAAGAGGCUAGAUGAGAUUGUUAUACAGAUGCGUCAGUUUGAGUUUGUUGUGACACAAGUAGAAAGACCAAUCGAGGCAGAGACCGAAACCUGCCCCUCAGUGAAUACUCGGAGGAUUAUCGGAAGAGAAGGCGACAAAGAAAAAUUAGUACGCUUGUUAUUGUCCUCUGGUUAUGAGGAGAAUGUUCCCAUCAUUCCCAUAGUGGGAAUCGGAGGUCUAGGGAAGACCACACUUGCACAAUUGCUAUACGAUGACCAUAGGAUUAAGAAUCAUUUUACCAAAAGAUUGUGGGUGUGUAUCUCUAAUGAUUUUGAUAUCAAAAGAAUCCUACUGAAAAUAUUGCAAGCGGAUGGGGACAAUUGGCACAGUAGUUUUAGUAAGGAAGGACUUCAGCAGUUGCAAAAGCGAGUUACAAAAUUGUUAAGCGACGAUAAGUUUCUCCUUUUUCUGGACGACGUAUGGAAUGAAGACGUUUUAAAGUGGAAAAGAUUGGAGGAUUUGUUGAUAACAGGAGAAAGAGGAAGUAGAAUUGUUGUAACCACAUGCAGUGAGACGGUUGCUUUAAUUGUCAGCAACAUGGAACCAUAUAAACUUAGAGGUCUUUCAAACAAUGAAUGCUUAACAAUAUUGGUGAAAUUGGCGUUUAAAGAAGGAGAAGAGGAGAAUCAGGAGCACUUAGUCAACAUCGGCAAAGAAAUAGUGGAAAAGUGUGGCGGUGUACCUCUCGCAGUUGUGACCUUAGGAUCACUUUUAUUGGCAAAAAGAGACAAACGGGAUUGGCUGUAUGUGAGGAACAGUGAGAUGCGGGCUCUGGUACAAAGUGAGGAUGAUAUCUUACCCAUAUUGAAGUUGAGUUAUGACCAAAUGCCGCCAAAUUUAAAAAAUUGCUUUGCAUAUUGUUCAUUGUUUGAGAAAGAUGAAAUUAUCGAUGGAAAAAAGUUAGUAUAUGCUUGGAUGGCCCAAGGGUUUAUCCAAUGUUUAGACGGGGCCAAAGAAUUAGAAGAUAUAGGUGAAGGAUAUAUUCUCGAGCUGGUAAGGAGGUCAUUUCUUGAACCAUAUGAUGGACGGGCCAUGCCAGGAGGAAGGGAGCAUUAUAAAAUGCAUAAUCUUGUUCAUGACCUUGCACAAUAUGUGGCAGCACUGGCAGGUAAUGAAUACUUGACUAUUAAAGGGGCUCUAACCACAGAAAUCCCUGAUACGGUUCGGCAUGUAUCCUUUGAUGCAAGUAUAUAUUCCGAAUUUCCAAGACCUUUGGUUGAAGACAAGAAGUUGCGGACCAUUUUCUAUCCAAGGAAAACAGAGCCCAAGUUUGGAUCAUCUGUUGAAAUAGAAAGCGAGAGUUUUAGAUGCUUACGUUUGCUAGAUGGAUGUACCUUUGAAGAUGGGAUUUCGUCGCUAGAGAAGAUAGGGAAAUUGAAGCUCUUAAGGUAUCUUAGUUUUAAUGGAGUUGGCAAUCUCCCAAAGUCGCUUUGCAAGCUAUUAAACUUGCAAUACUUGGAUCUUUCUCUGUCGUCGGCCUUCAAAUGGCCUAAAGAUUUUGGGAAAUUAAUUGACCUACGGUUUUUGUGCUUGUCAACAAAAUUGAAGCGUCUGCCAGAAAAUGGAUUCUGUAGGUUAACUUCUCUCCGAACGCUGAUCAUUUUCCAUUGUGAGACUUUAAGGUCUUUGGAUGAAGGGAUAGAACAUCUCUCUUGUCUCCGGGAAUUGGCUGUAGAGUACUGUUUUAAGCUGGUUUCUUUGCCAGUUGGCCUUAGGGAGCUCACUUCCCUCGAGCGUUUGGAAAUAAGCUUUUGUCCCUCACUUAACUUGUCGGAUGACGAUGACUUAAAGGGGCUUAUAAGCCUUAAGAAACUGAAAUUAGGAAAUCUCCCGACAUUGGUGAGUUUGCCCAAGGGGCUUUUGGAUGCUGCUUCUACACUCACUCAUUUGGAAAUUGAAUUCUGUUCGGACUUCACUUCACCAUCAGAGUCCGUCCUCCCAAAUCUCAUAUCACUUGAAUCACUUAUAAUUUGGCAUUGUUACAAGGUUGGGACCCUGCCAGAUGGGAUGCGAUGCCUCACUAAGCUACAGAAUGUGAGAAUUGUCGGAUGCUAUAUCUUCAGCGCCAAAUACGAAGAACGAGGAGAGGAAUGGCGAAAGAUCAACCACGUACCUAAAGUUGAAGUUUUUUAGAUGAACUAUUCAGAGCAUUUCAGACCCAACGCAAUCAAUAAUCACAGGUACAAUUUGUGCUCUCUUUUGUAAAUUUAGGUUCUACACCAGCAAGAUUUUACGUGCUCAGAGAUUCGGGUUUUUCAGUUUGGAGGGCCAAGAGACUAGCAACAUGCUCUCUCUCUCUCUCUCUCUCUCUCUCUCUCUCUCUCUCUCUCUCUCUCUCUCUCUCUCUCUCCAAUUAACAUAACAAUGCUAGUGCAAUUCUUUUUUCUC